AUGGCGGUCGCGGCGCUGCGCUUGGUGCUGCUGCUCCUAACGGAGGUCUUCGUAGCCUCUUUGGACUCGGACUGGGAAGAUGCCUCAGGAUACAGAACGCCAAACUGUGCUCAGUAUAAAUUACCAGGGUGUCCUCGGGACUUUAACCCAGUGUGUGGCAGUGACAUGUCCACUUAUCCCAACGAAUGCACUCUGUGCAUGAAAAUCAGGGAAGAUGGUCACGAUAUUAAAAUCAUCCGGAAUGAACCCUGCUGACGGAUCAUUUGCAGAAAGGACGCUGACAAAACCACCUUCCUCGGCCUGCUAGAUACAUUUCACCUCCCCCUUUUCUUGUUUCCUAUGCGUCUUUGCAUGAGAUUUUCCAACUCACCUUUUCUGAGAGGAGAUGUGGCAGAAAGCUAUGUGUAGUGAAAAAUGAU
This is a messenger RNA of Otolemur garnettii (small-eared galago), 419 nucleotides long. It is a transcript of the gene SPINK2, whose product is annotated as serine peptidase inhibitor, Kazal type 2. The transcript is spliced from 4 exons. Gene Ontology annotation, molecular function: protein binding; serine-type endopeptidase inhibitor activity. NCBI's taxonomy places the organism in Eukaryota, Metazoa, Chordata, Mammalia, Primates, Galagidae. Gene Ontology annotation, biological process: spermatid development; negative regulation of serine-type endopeptidase activity. Bases 1 to 255 code for a protein of 84 amino acids. The record is from RefSeq and is a predicted model, not a curated record.